AUGAAGAAACGAGAUUUUUGGAUUACGGUCGCUACAAUUAUCAUCUUCCUAGCUGCUGGUCUCACGAUCGUUGAUCAGUUUUUCCCGUUUUCUUCACUUUUUGAAAAUAAAGAAUUCAUGGAUCACGUUACAGAAAAUCAUCCUCUUUCGAAAAGAGCCUUGACCCAAAUAGAAUUGACCGACUACUGCGCCUCGAACAAUCUCAGCAUUCCGUAUGUCCGAGAAAAGGACGAUUUUGAAAUGCUGAUCUUUGCUUGGCGUCCCUGUACCUUUCAUAUGAUCAACAGAAUCGAAGCGUUGGGGCAGUCAAAUUACCGAAUUUUUUUUCCGAAUGGCGAGCCCAUCAAACAUGAUUUUUUUGAGAAAGUAAGUGUCUCAACAAACUUCGACCCAGUUCAAGACACAGAUGAUGUUUAUAAGAGUCAUCGUUUGGAAGUACUUCACUUUGAAAAAGAAGAUGAGAGCAAUUUAUUCAAACUUUCUCGCGAGUUUACAUUUAGCGAUGCUUAUGCUUACAUCAGUUAUGCUCGAAUAUGCAAGGCUAACGGAAAGAAAAUUGUCCGAACUCUCGGGAAAGACGAUAAAAUCAAAGAAUACUCGAAGUAUUACGCAGUCAAUCACCAAAAUAGUACCUUCAUCUUUUACAUUUACAGACUAAUGGAUGCGAAUGAAACCCAGACUUGCUCAUCCGACUUUAUUUUUUCUCCGAAAAAUCCCGAAGACCUCCAAAUCCUCAAGAAAAUCUUCAAUCAUAUUGAUUUCCAAGCGCUUGGUGUCUACGAGAGAUACAGACACACGCUUAUUUUCGACAUUGAAAAAGUGAAUCAAACUCAUUUUCAUUCGCGACGUCAAAAUAAAACGCUCGACUACUCCUUUUUUGAAAAUACCGGCUUGAUGGAUCGCUUGAAUGUCAAAUUUGAAGACAAGGAAGACUACGACUCUGUUCUUUUUGGAAAAGAAGUUGACACGCCUACAGACUAUUAUCUCCACCUUGGCCAAAGCUCGCGAAAAUUGCGCGAGUUUUGUUUUCCUCCGCUUGAUGAGCCCGCUCGCUUUCCCUGGAUCUACGAGGGCCUAAACGAAAUGGAGAAAAAAGAAGCAAAAGAUAAAGUAAACGACAGACCAACUAUUGAAGCUGAUCGUGAAUGA
Oikopleura dioica is the source of this 1149-nucleotide messenger RNA. NCBI's taxonomy places the organism in Eukaryota, Metazoa, Chordata, Appendicularia, Copelata, Oikopleuridae. The record is from the annotation of a GenBank genome assembly.